ACAGAGAAAAGUGAGAGACUCAGAGAGAGAGAGAGAGAGAGAGAGAAUCUUCGUUUGAAAGGGUUUGCCGAGUCAUAUACCAUGGCUCCACAGUCAUCAGGUUUACGUACUGCAAGUUUAACGGCAUGAGUGGAGUGGGAAAAAAAAUAAUUGAGGUAUUUAAAAGGCUUACAAGCACAUGACGAGCAAUUGAAAAGGCUUACAUCCGAGUUGGAGAUAAUGCGUGCGGAGCAGCAGAGCAACCGUGAGGAGCAACAAAAAAAAGAAGAGGAGCAACCAAUGAAAGAGGCAGAGAAAACAAGACAACGUGAGGCGAUGCAGUGGCAGCUUUUUGGACUUCAGAGCAUGUUGGCGCAAGUUUUGGAAAAUCGCAAUCCACCAAAUUCUCGACAAUAGAUAAUCAUGGUAAUUGGAAUGUCCGAGUUUAAUCUUAAUGAGGCAUUUUGGGAGGAGCUUGGGACUAUAAAUUUGGAGGACAUCUUAGCAGAGCACUACACCCCCGCCUCUGCCCCACCAGAAGGAUGGAGAGACUCGGAAGACAUAGUUAGGCGACUAUAUUCAGGCCUUGCCAAAUUGAUGGGUCGGCCAAUAUACGUACAGGCCGAUCCUAAUGAUGUAGCAUACUUAUCGUGGAAGCAGAGCCGUGCCUACGUGCGCAAACGAUAUCUCGGACCCGCCCGCAUACUCGGCCUUGCCUCAAGAUAUGACCGCUCUCACUACAUAAUUGGCCCUUUGCUCCCAGAUUUUGCUGAAAGAACGAGAAAUGUUUACCUCGAAGAUUACAUAUUCACCAAUAUCUCUAACCCUUUGGAAAUUAUUAAUAUUCAGAAUGUUGAUUUUAAUAAUGUCUUAUCAUACAUCGAGAUACAUAGAUGGAUCGCUGAUCAAGCGUUUUAGGGAUACCUAUAGUCUGUCCCCAUUUAUACAGUCCAUGCAGAGUGGGUUUGUUUUGGUAUGGUACAGUUAGGAUGGGAAGUUGAGUUUUUUAUGCAACACUACUUCCUGUGAUUGUUUGACCCAUCAAUCUAGAAUUUGUAGAAGAAAAUUCUUUUGUAAGCUAACCAUGAUGAGUUCUGAUCCCUAUUUUUUGUAGCAAAGAGAUGAGACACUAACAUAAUUUUUGACUUUUGGGACAAGGAUGUAAUAUUAUAUUUGUAAACUAGUAAAGUUAGUAUUUUAUAUAUAUGCUGCGUCAUUUCCACAAUAAACUUUUUUCAUGCAUGAUCCAUGCCAAUCAGAUGUGGGUCACGUAAUUAUUGGUAAUGUAUACGAUCGACCACCACACGGGGUCACUGUUGACAUAAACAACUUGCAAUGGCAAGAGCUCUUCGAAAAACAUUGUGAACUUGAGAUAUAUUGUUGAUGGCAUGGGCAACGAGGUUCCAAGGGCACGUUUAGCUAAACCGUGCAUAAACAAAUCACGCGAUGAUGCAACAGUCAUAUCAAGGCUACAGAGA
Messenger RNA from Camellia sinensis, 1457 nucleotides. The record is from RefSeq and is a predicted model, not a curated record. NCBI's taxonomy places the organism in Eukaryota, Viridiplantae, Streptophyta, Magnoliopsida, Ericales, Theaceae.